AUGGCAACUACCUCGAAUUUCAAUCCGUUUGCUGCGGAAGCACUCGCUAAUCAAGCAAAAAAGCCAAACGAUGAUCUUUUAGAUUUGUUCAACACGCCGGCACAGCCUCCAGCGCAGCCUCAAAUGGAUGCGACAAAUCCAUUCGCUCAAUUUAGUGCACCAAAUAGCUCGAGUCAAGCGCCUACAAACGUUUACCCUUCAGUCGGAGCAGAUAUCGGUGUGAGUGAUGCCAAUCCGUUCCUUACUGGUGUACAACAACAAGAGCCACCACCACCUGCGUCGAUGUGGAAGCCCGAGGUCGAUCCGAAUACUGCACCAGUUGGUGUUCCUGAAACAGAAGAAAUCGCAUUGAUCUCAGAAGGUUAUGAUUUCCAGCUCGUACUGACGGAAGCUAUUCUGAUCGAGCACAUUUCCCGGCGUCCGGUGCAAUGGGGAGGACCACAACAGCAGGGUCAGCCUCAGGUGUCGAUGCCGCUCCCUGUGACCGUUCCUGCAGUUGCUCAUCCGCAGUUGCAGUCGUAUGGGGCGCCAACACAGUAUACCACACCUUUUGGACAGUACACUCCACAAGUUUACGGUGGUCACUUACCUCAAUGGCAAGUGCAGAAUCCCCAUGGUGAGUUGACAUCCUUAUUAUAA
Angiostrongylus costaricensis is the source of this 639-nucleotide messenger RNA. Lineage: Eukaryota; Metazoa; Nematoda; Chromadorea; Rhabditida; Metastrongylidae. The record is from the annotation of a GenBank genome assembly.